Molecule: messenger RNA, 3065 nt
Organism: Nezara viridula (southern green stink bug)
Lineage: Eukaryota; Metazoa; Arthropoda; Insecta; Hemiptera; Pentatomidae
Source: the annotation of a GenBank genome assembly
CCGUAGCCGAUCGUGAACACUCAACGAUAUAGUCGAGAUACCAUUUCGAGUGCCUUUACAGUUCUCUGAGUGAGGAGUUCGGCGUCAGAGUGGCUUACAUCUAUUUUCCAGCAACUAUGUAUGCCUUCUGGGUUCUAUUUUUCGUUGUUUCCUGCAAGGGGCUCAAUCUCACAGAAGAAUGGGAGUCAUUCAAGAUAAGCCAUGGGAAAAUCUAUAAAUCUACGACUGAAGAAAGUAUCCGGAGGAAAAUAUUUCAUGAAAACAAGCAGAAAAUUGAAGAACACAAUAAACAUUACCGAAAAGGUCUCGUUACUUUUUUCUUAAAGAUGAAUCAAUUCGGUGAUUUGACGGUGUCCGAAUUCAGGGAAAUUAAGAACAGGCUGAAUUACAGAAAAAUACUUUCUCAAAAUAACUCUUCCAUACCUGAAACUACUUUGAAAGGAGACCUUCCAGAUGCUGUAGAUUGGAGGGAUAAAGGUGCAGUUACAGCAGUUAAGAAUCAAGGCGAUUGUGGCGCUUGUUGGGCAUUUAGCGCGACUGGUGCCCUUGAAGGACAACUCUUCAUAAGUGGAGGACAGCUGAUCUCACUAAGUGAACAGCAGUUAAUGGAUUGCUCCGGCUCAUAUGGUAACCAAGGAUGCUCUGGAGGUCUUAUGAAUCAGGCCUUCAUCUACAUCUCUGCUAACGGUGGUAUCGACACUGAAGAUUCAUAUCCUUAUGAAGGGGCUGUAGGCAGUUGCAGGUUUAAGGCAUCAGCUUCGGCAGCUACGGUGACUAAAGUCUUCAAUAUCGAAACCAACGAUGAAGCAGCCCUCCAGAAUGCAGUAGCUACGGCAGGUCCAGUUUCUGUCGCCAUCGAUGGUAGCCAUAAAUCCUUUCAAUUCUAUGGGGGAGGAAUUUAUUACGAAAGUGAGUGCAAUGCCACGAAUCCAGACCACGGUAUCCUUGCAGUAGGUUACGGAUCUGAGAACGGGCAGGACUUCUGGUUGGUGAAGAACUCCUGGGGCACCAGCUGGGGCGAGCAAGGCUACAUCAGGAUGUCGAGGAACAAGAACAACAACUGUGGCAUCGCAACGGCUGCCAGUUACCCCCAAGUCUCAGCAUCACAGAAAUUAUAUAAUACGUCGUAAUAAAAUUGUAUCUUUAAAAACAAUCGUCAGAAGUCAGCUCUAGUCACAAAUAAUUCAUUUCUUUUUUGAAAAAAAUUACUGCUUGAUUUCAAUAUGUCAUCUAAACAAACGAUUUGGUGCUCAGAUUUAAACUUAACGGUUUGAUAUUAUAAUGAUUGGAUCAAGUAGAAAAUAAAUUGGAAACUAGGUAUACAUUACCAUUAUCAUUAUAUAAAUAGGCAAACACAAAUCGGUUCAGCCCCUUUUACUCUUCUAUUAUUCAACCGAUUUUCUUCAUUAUUUUUUUGUUUAAUAGAUAUUGACGAGCUUUAGUAUUAUCAAUAAAUAAAAAUAUUAAAUAGUAUGUGAAUAAAAACAUACUAGUAGUUUGUUCAAAACAGCUUAUCUCCGAAAGUUCUUCACCGAUUUCUUGUCAAUUUUGACACAACGUCGCAAUAAUAUUUAGAAGUUUUUUUUUUCAUACGUAUCAUUAUCAUCGGGCCUUUCCUUUCGAAAUGGCGGCCGAAAAACGUGAUUCGCUUUAGACUGUAGCACCAAUAUGGCUUCAAAUAUUUCAAUGAAACUUUGGCUAAAGUCUUCCCCUUGAAACCUUUAUAAUUUAUGUAUAUAACAUACAUUCUCGAAGACAAGCUGCAUACAUUUUUAUAAUGAAUUCAGUAUUUUAUUUGCGAAUAACUCAAAAAGUACACACUUUUUCACCUAUAAUUAUGAUAAUACCCAUAUUUAUUUGAAAGCUUCCUGAAUUACCUACAAAAUAAUAAAAAAAUUAUCCAAAUCGGACUAUUUGUUGCAGAGAUAUAUCAUUUUAAACAUUUAGUACUUUUUCUUUCUUUUCCAAAUUCGAUUUCUUUUAUUUUAUUUUUUGAUAAAUCGAAAACUUUUCAUUUACUGAGGUAAUUGGGUCAAUUAUUUGAAGAUAUGAUAUCAUUUAAUUUUACUGGAAUGAUACCUAAUAAAUUAAAUUUAAAAAUAUAUUCUAUAAUUAUACUCAUUGUUAACUUAAAUACUGCACAAGCAUUGUUUAAUGGAAAAGGAAUGAGACUGAAGUAUUAUUGGGGGCUACUUUAAUUAAAGAAUUUCAAUUCCAAGAUUUAAUUUAAUAUUUUCUGACACUAUACAUUCGACUAUCAAAGUACAACAUUCCUAUUAAUAGCUGCAUUUGCUGUGACCAUAAUCAAAUUGCAGGAUAAAAGUUUUGGAAAAAUGUGUAUAUUAUAUGUGGCAGCAAUUAGAGUACAUUCAUUUAAAAUAUUGAAAUUUAUAUUUUCAAUGGCAAUGGGCAUGGCUAUGCACUAAACAAUAACAGAACAUUUUAAAAGAACAUUAUUUACAUAGAAGUUCUGAAUAAAAAUGGAUUUAAAGUUGAUUUCAAUUUAUUUUUUACUUGCUUAAUCAUAACAUUAAUUUAUUGUGAUAAUAUCACACAUAAAUUAAAAUGAAAAUUAAAUAUUUUUGAAUGAGUGUAUUUUGUAUUACUUAUAAAUAAUUUUAAAUGACUUCAGCUCAAUUUUUAUUUGAAAUUGAAAUUUUGUUUGUAUUAAUAAAUGAGGAUUUUUGAAUCGAGAUUUACCCUUUAUUUAUUUUAUUUAAUUAUAUGUUUUCCUCAAAUUUUUAAUGGCUAUGCUCUAAUUUCGACCACUGGGCGAACACUAGUAUUUUUUAACACGUUAGUGAAUAUUUAGUCAAUAUUCAUCUACUUAAUCUUACAGUGUUUUUAAUGAAAUUAUAUAUAUCUCGUUUUAUGUUUUGAUGUAAUUUUCUUAAGUUAACCAAACAUUAAUGAACUAUGGAUGUUAUAGGCCAUAAAUCUACGUUAGGUAUUAUUUUAUGUAUUGAUACAAAUAUCAGGACAAUCAUUGUCAAUAUUUUAUCAAAAUGAGAUCAGUUGUGAAAUCCAAUACUAUUUGUAUUUAUAGUCAAGAAACAUAUGCAAAU